AUGCCAAAGAGGGGGGGUGGCAGUGCUGUUCAGAUUAUUCAGAGACACCACUUUGCUUCCCAUUUGAAAAGAAUGGCAGUUGUUGUUCGCAUUGAGGAGGAAUUUUUUGCUUUUGUGAAGGGUGCUCCAGAAACUAUUGAGCAUAGGCUCACUGAUAUACCAUCAUCAUAUGUGGAGACUUACAAGAAAUAUACACGACAAGGAUCACGGGUUCUGGCACUUGCUUUCAAGUCCCUUCCAGAUAUGACAGUUAGCGAAGCCAGAAGCUUGGAUAGGGAUCUAGUGGAGAAUGGCCUUACAUUUGCUGGUUUUGCGGUAUUCAACUGUCCUAUAAGACCAGAUUCAGCAGCUGUCCUAUCUGAACUGAAAGGAUCAUCUCAUGACUUGGUGAUGAUUACUGGGGACCAAGCUCUGACUGCUUGCCAUGUUGCUAGCCAAGUUCAUAUUGUAUCAAAACCAGCUUUGAUUCUUGGUCCAGCAACGAAUGGUCAAGGAUAUGAGUGGAUAUCACCAGAUGAGAAGGAAAGGAUCCAUUUCAGUGAGAAAGAGGUUGAAGCUUUAUCAGAGACGCAUGAUCUAUGUAUUGGAGGUGACUGCUUUGAAAUGUUACAACAGACAAAUGCUGUUCUACGGGUCAUUCCAUACGUGAAGGUUUUUGCAAGAGUUGCUCCUGAACAAAAAGAACUCAUCAUGACCACUUUUAAAACCGUGGGAAGGGGAACUUUGAUGUGUGGUGAUGGAACUAAUGAUGUUGGAGCUCUGAAGCAGGCUCAUGUGGGAGUUGCCCUGUUGAAUGCGGUGCCUCCUACUCAAACUGGAAACUCUUCUUCAGAAGCAUCUAAAGAUGAAAGUACCAAGUCUGGCAAAUCUAAGAAAUCAAAACUUGCAUCCGAAGCAGCGGGAAAAUCUUAUAGCCACGGUGGAGAAGGCUCUUCGAAAGGCAAAGUUGCUACAAGAUCUGAUUCUACCAACCAAUCUGCUGCUAAUCGCCACUUGACAGCUGCAGAGAUGCAACGCCAGAAGCUAAAGAAACUUAUGGAUGAGCUGAAUGAGGAAGGUGAUAGUCGUGCAGCACCCGUUGUCAAGCUUGGUGAUGCUUCCAUGGCAUCACCCUUCACAGCAAAGCAUGCAUCAGUUUCCCCAACCACUGACAUAAUUCGUCAAGGCCGCAGUACUCUAGUGACUACCCUCCAGAUGUUCAAAAUUCUUGGCCUUAACUGCCUUGCCACAGCAUAUGUGUUGAGUGUCAUGAAUUUGGAUGGAGUCAAACUUGGGGACAUCCAGGCUACAAUCAGUGGUGUAUUUACAGCAGCCUUCUUCCUAUUUAUUUCGCAUGCCCGACCACUCCCAACCCUUUCAGCUGCUCGUCCUCACCCUAAUGUCUUUUGCUCGUAUGUCUUGCUCUCUCUCUUAGGACAAUUUGCUAUCCAUCUGUUUUUCUUAAUCUCGUCGGUAAAAGAGGCAGAAAAAUACAUGCCUGACGAAUGCAUCGAGCCAGACUCAGAUUUUCAUCCCAACCUGGUGAAUACGGUUUCAUACAUGGUGAGCAUGAUGCUUCAGGUGGCCACCUUUGCUGUGAACUACAUGGGGCAUCCAUUUAACCAGAGCAUACCAGAAAACAAGCCAUUCUUGUAUGCCCUCUUGGCAGCUGUUGGGUUCUUCACGGUUAUAACUUCUGAUCUGUUGAGAGACUUGAAUGAUUCAUUGAAGUUGGUUCCAUUGCCGGUAGAAUUGAGAAAUAAGCUAAUAGUAUGGGCUUUCAUCAUGUUUAUUAGCUGUUACUCGUGGGAGAGGUUAUUGCGGUUGGCAUUCCCAGGGAGAAUCCCAGCAUGGAAGAAGCGUCAACGCACCGCCGCAGCUAAUUUAGCGAAGAAGAAACGAAUCUGAGAUGACUGAUGAAACGUGUCUGAGAUGACUGAUUCCUUUGUUGAAGCAGAAUGCAUUAUAUACAAACAUUUUGGCAAUGAUCAUACAUUUUGGCACUUAAGCAGCAGAGGCAGAGUUUUUACAAGGGAUAUAGGAAGAAUGGAGUUAGUAGCUCUCUUUAAAUUCUGAAAAAGAAAAUUUUCCCUUGCGUGAUUGAAGAUUUGAUUUUGAUUUCAAUCACUUUUACUUUUUGAGGUGGAUAAUUAAUAGGACGCUAGUCUUUAAACAAAACUUUGAUUUGAGGUGCUUCUAAUAUACUUCAUACUGGUGAAAUGUAAACUCACAGCCCACAAUUGGUGAUAUUAUCACAUUCCAAGAAUUUGUUAUGCAGGUUACAUUUUUGUAUUGUUUUUAUAUAUUCAAAGAGUUUUACUUGA
Molecule: messenger RNA, 2303 nt
Organism: Ziziphus jujuba (common jujube)
Lineage: Eukaryota; Viridiplantae; Streptophyta; Magnoliopsida; Rosales; Rhamnaceae
Product: probable manganese-transporting ATPase PDR2
Exons: 9
Coding region: 1-1887 (628 amino acids)
Biological process (GO): intracellular calcium ion homeostasis
Cellular component (GO): endoplasmic reticulum membrane
Molecular function (GO): nucleotide binding; P-type ion transporter activity
Source: RefSeq, a predicted model, not a curated record